ACCUUUAUUCUGUUGUGAGAAUUACCACCAGCAACUCUACAGCAUUUUGCAGACACCAUGCCAGAGCCUUCCAAAUCUGCUCCGGCCGCGAAGAAGGGCUCCAAGAAAGCCAUCACUAAGGCGCAGAAGAAGGACGGCAAGAAGCGCAAGCGCAGCCGCAAGGAGAGCUACUCCAUCUACGUGUACAAGGUGCUCAAGCAGGUGCACCCCGACACCGGCAUCUCGUCCAAGGCCAUGGGCAUCAUGAACUCGUUCGUCAACGACAUCUUCGAGCGCAUCGCGGGCGAGGCGUCGCGCCUGGCGCACUACAACAAGCGCUCCACCAUCACGUCCCGCGAGAUCCAGACGGCCGUGCGCCUGCUGCUGCCCGGCGAGCUGGCCAAGCACGCCGUGUCCGAGGGCACCAAGGCCGUCACCAAGUACACCAGCUCCAAGUGAGCGCCGCGGCCCGGCUCCCGACCCCAAAGGCUCUUUUCAGAGCCACCCAUUUGCUCUAAGGAAAGCUGUCAGUGCCGUUUCUGAGCGAGGUCCCUGUCUCAUGCUGUGGGGUCAGUUAGAGCCCUGAUUUCUCUUCAGUGUAGUUUGGUUUGGUCUCUGGGUCGCCUGUUUUUAACUGGAGUGCGGUCCGUGCAGCUGUGCCCCAAGGCUGUCUUCAUAUUUCAUGCCAAGUUCAAGGUGCCCUUACCCUCUCGGUGUUCAUUAGGAUGCACCCACAAAAGACUGAUUCGCUUACUCUGCGGUUUUCCGACGGGGUUUGGGACCCCAUCCUGGGUAGGAAAGCCGUUCAAGGACUUCAGAAAACGGGGGCCCCCGGAGGAGUCCCGGUCUGGGCAGCCAAACGGGCCCUCCUUCUGGAGCCUACACUCGCCUUGUCGCGGGGGCUUUGGGGAGACGCUCGGCGACCUUGUGCGGUGGCUCCUUGGGCACUUGUUUUCGGUGGGGUCCGCCUCGAGGCCUUUUCACACAGGCGACCUGAGAUGGCUCCGGUUUCUCACUGGAAAUUAUAACCGGUGGCCACGGUCAGCCUGAAACGCCAGUGAGUUUUUCUCACGUCCCAGUAACCCGGUGCCACUUCCUGGGCCUUGGACGGAUCAGCGAUCCCCUAGGACUAGGUUCUAGGGUCAAGGAGGGUGGGUUCCCGCUCUGAUGGGGGACAAAGGAUUUGAAUUUCCCGCCCUCCUACCCAUGUGUGGCGCCACCUCGUGGCUGACAGCGGUGGUGGUGGUGGUGGUGGUGGUGGGGGAAGCGGGUGGAGAGGAAGAUGCGCGGCCAGUUCUUUGCAAUCCUUUACCCAGAGUCGCUGGGACUCCAAAACCCGUCCAGGCAGACAGGAACGCCCUGGGGGAAGAGGGUCCGAGGGGUCUACGUCCCGGGCUGGGGGAGAGGAGAAGAGCUGGUGAAGAAUCGCCGUGUGCCGUUUCCUUCGGUCUUCAGUGUAUGAGCACGAUGAAGAAAUACUGUAAAAUUUAAAGUUGAAUUUCUCAUAAAAGGAGCCCCUUUUAAAGGAAAAUUAAAAAAAUUUUCCCCAGAGCCCAACAUAACAGCUGGCCAAUGGAUGAGGAAUUCUGUUUCUCAGCAUAUGCAAAAUGUAUUUUUGAAAAAGACACUUGCCUUAAAAGUCAGUAAUUUUUGUUGUGUAGAUAAUAAAAAAGAGCCUUCCCCAAAUAAGUUCCUUCGUGAGUGCAGGCUACAGUUUGAGAAUCACGAACCCUGGUAUUCUUCCCUCGAGGGGGAAGAGCUGGCCUGGGAGAUUAUUUCUUAUCCUAUUCAACACGACCUCCGUAGGGUUAUUUUCUCCCCCUUUUGUCCUGUACAGCUCUGCCUGCCUGCUUUCAACCUCGCCAUCUGUCCCCUGCCCCCUCCCUUCUCAUUUCUUCUAAGUAGUUAACGCUUUACCUAAAACUAUAUUCUUAAUUGACAACCUUGAAAAACACAUUAGGCCUCCUAAACUCAAACCUAUGGAUGUUAUCUGUCCAGGUAUCUGGCUGAUGCUGACAAGGCUAACCCCUAUUUUGUAAAAGUACUGUUUGGAAUUCUCUGCUGUUUUUUUAGACGGCCUCUUAUUCUAAAAAAAAAUAAUAACAACUUUGCUUUCUAGCUUGCUCUAGCCUGCUUGAAUAAUGAGGAAGAUAAACUUAGCCUUCUGUAAGCCAGAGAGGCCCAUACUCUCAAUGCCAUGCCAGGUGUAUGUUUUAAUUGGAUAGAACUGUGUUGUUUUUGAGGCCAGCAGUGGGAUAACCACUAAGCGCACACAGGGCUGGCUCUCUAAUAAAAAGGGAAGUUCUGCUUGUAGCUUUGCUUGGAAUUUGAAUUCAUUUUCUCUAAGCCCAUCGCGGUGAAUAAAGUGUGACUCCAAA
Messenger RNA from Pipistrellus kuhlii (Kuhl's pipistrelle), 2357 nucleotides. RefSeq names its product histone H2B type 1-B-like. The record is from RefSeq and is a predicted model, not a curated record. Bases 58 to 438 code for a protein of 126 amino acids. Lineage: Eukaryota; Metazoa; Chordata; Mammalia; Chiroptera; Vespertilionidae. The transcript has a single exon. Gene Ontology annotation, molecular function: protein heterodimerization activity; structural constituent of chromatin; DNA binding. Gene Ontology annotation, cellular component: nucleosome.